Molecule: messenger RNA, 764 nt
Organism: Pipistrellus kuhlii (Kuhl's pipistrelle)
Lineage: Eukaryota; Metazoa; Chordata; Mammalia; Chiroptera; Vespertilionidae
Product: cytochrome c oxidase assembly factor 5
Exons: 3
Coding region: 2-334 (110 amino acids)
Biological process (GO): mitochondrial respiratory chain complex IV assembly
Cellular component (GO): mitochondrion
Source: RefSeq, a predicted model, not a curated record
GAUGCUGCCGGUUUCCGGUGCCUUCCACAGGGGACGUCGCAGGUGGGCAGCCGGGUCGCUGCCGUUGUGGCCGGAAGUAGCGCGGCCGCGGCGGGCGGCGGGCGCGGCGAUGCCCCGGUACUACGAGGACAAGCCGGAGGGCGGCGCGUGCGCGGGCGUGAAGGAGGACCUGGGCGCCUGCCUGCUGCAGUCCCGCUGUGUGCUCCAGGAAGGAAAAUCCCCUCGGCAGUGUCUGAAGGAAGGAAACUGCAAAGCUUUGAAAAAUUCAUUUUUUGAAUGUAAACGAUCAAUGUUGGAUGCCAGAUCAAGAUUCAGAGGAAGAAAAGGAUAUUGAUAACUAUUCUGUGGAAACCAAGAUGAAUACAACAAGGAUUUCCCCUGGUCAUUAAAACACAGAAGCCAAAGUUGAAAACGUAUUUUUUCUUACAUCUGUUUGGUUGGACCAUGGAGCACUGGAGAGAAUGCAUGAUUUCUGUUCUUAAUAUUUAUAAAUAAUUUUAUUCUGAGUUAUUUUUAGAAGAAAAUUUUAAUUGACCAGUUACGAGCAAGGGAGAAUAAAUGCGUUUUAAAGGCCCUAGCCAGUGCACUCAAUGGUUAGGGUCCGCUUUCGGACCCGAGGACCACAGGUUCUAUCUUGGUCAAGGGGAUACCUUGGAAGGGGCACAGGUGGGAGGCAACCUCUUGUGUGUGUCUCCCUCUCUGUAGCCCCACCCCCUUCUACUAUCUGAUCAACAAGGGAAAAAUAUCCUCAAGUGAGGAUUAAC